This is a messenger RNA of Acomys russatus (golden spiny mouse), 2506 nucleotides long. RefSeq names its product ladinin 1 (gene Lad1). Lineage: Eukaryota; Metazoa; Chordata; Mammalia; Rodentia; Muridae. The transcript is spliced from 10 exons. The record is from RefSeq and is a predicted model, not a curated record. The coding region runs from base 304 to 1869 and encodes 521 amino acids. Gene Ontology annotation, molecular function: structural molecule activity.
GCCCUAGGCAGCAGAGCAGCCCCGCGCUAGCCCCGGCUUCGUUGCAGCCCGCAGCCCGGUGCGAGCGUCCCGCAGAGCGGCCGCGCGGGAGACCCGCCCCGGCGGAGAUCAACGCUGCUUUGUCUGGGACGCCUACACCUCGGAGGCAGCUCCCGGGGCCGGCGAAUGGGAGCGCAGCGGCGCGGGCCCCAGCCGGGCUGAGAUAAGCGGCCAUGUGACCCUACCUGUCGCGGGGGAGGGGCCGCAGGUGAGCGGUGGAGUGCGGAGCUCGGCACGCGGCGGCCGCGGGGCUCGGCAGGCAGCAUGUCGGUCAGCAGAAAGGACUGGUCAGCGCUGUCCAGCUUGGCCCGGCAGCGGACUUUGGAGGACGAGGAGGAACAGGAGCGUGAACGCAGGCGGAGGCACCGCAACCUGAGUUCAACCACGGACGAUGAAUCUCCAAAACUCACCCAGAAUGGAGCUCAGAGAUCUGUGGAGAGGCUUCCCAGUGUGGAGGAAGCAGAGGUCCCCAAGCCAUCACCUCCAGCCUCCAAAGAUGAAGAUGAAGACUACCAGGCCAUCCUUAGGUCGAGGAAGGAGCGGAGACAGAGGCGGCAGGUGGUAGAGGCUGUCCAGAAUCCAGUGCAGGAUGGGCAACAGGCAGAAGAGGACAGGGACAGCCCAGGCCCUGUGCAGACCUUGCCACAGCCCCUUAAGAAGAAAGUGGAGCCCCUGCCUCGCCGGAGACUGAGCCGGGAACAGCGAGGCCCUUGGGCCCAGGAAGAAGAGAGCCAAAAGAGCAGAGAGCUUGGGGGAGGGGAAAAGGAGCUUUCCGAGGAGCCUGUGGCUCAGCCGAAGUCCUCGGUCUCUGAGAAACCCUCUGUUCCAGAGAAGACUCCGGUGCCUGCCAAGAGACUGGUUUCGGAGAAAGCCUGCCCCUCCGAGAAGGGGACAGCCACAGAGAAAGCAUCCCCGACUGAGAAGAGUCACGGCCCAGAGAAAUUGGUUCCGGAAAGAACAAGUGUGUCCAAGAAGUCACCAGUCCCUGAGAAGACAGCAGCCCCAGAGAAAAGAUCCACUGUGGUUCUAGAAAAAGCCGUCGUCUCUGAGAAGAUUCAAGAGAGGAGGCUGGUGUCAGAGAAGGCGUCCAUCUUUGAGAAGUCGCUAGUCUCAGAGACAAAGCUGACUCCAAAGAAGUCAGUGUCAGAGCUGCCCCAGGCCCCCGGGGGAAGCCAGGCCACUGCAAGGGAGCCUAGAGGAAGGGCCCUCCCCGCGAAGAGCCCUCUGCCACCUCCCUCUACAGAGCAGGGCACACCAGACCCUCCAACUAAGGCGUCUCGCUUCCCGCCCAUCACACUCCAGGUGAAAAUUCCCAGCAAGGAUGAAGACGCAGACACGCCUUCGCCUACCCUGCUCACCUACAGCAGUUCCCUCAAACGUUCCAGCCCCAGGACUAUCUCCUUUCGGAUGAGCCCCAGGAAAGACAACUCAGAAGCAACCUUAACCCGCAGUGCCAGUGUGAGGCUGCCGGCUAGCACAAUCAAGCUGGGAGAGAAACUGGAGAGAUACCACACAGCCGUCCAGAGGUCAGAAUCCAUCAGGUCUCUAGGCUCCUCCCGCACUGAGGUCCUUGUGACUCCUGCCGGUGUAGCCAGCAAGCGCCAUCUCUUUGAGAAGGAGCUGGCAGGCCAGAACCGUACGGAACCAACCUCCACCCGAAAGGAGAAUCUACGUCUGUCAGGAGUUGUGACAUCAAGACUUAACCUGUGGAUCAGCAAGACCCAGGAUUUGGGAGACCACGGCCCUCAGGAGAUACGGAAGGAGGCAGCAGUCACCAAGAGGGCUCAAUGGGGAAACAAGUCUGCUACCUCCCUGGAUGCAGAGGUGUGACAAGCUCUGUCAGGACAGACCUGCAAACUCACAUCUCAAGGGCUUCUCUUCAUGCUGGCCCCUGCCCUGCAGCACGCCUGAUUCUUCCGUCCCCACUUCCUUUCUGCCUCUGGGAGAGUUUGGUCAGGGCCCUUGGGGGCCAGGAACAGGAUUGACAUUCCUCCAGUCCCUCCUCAGCCCAGCCUGGGGGCAGAUGUGAUCUGGCACUUCCUUGUCCCGCUGCAGGCCUAACACAUCCUGAACCCAAAGGGCACAGCAGGCCAUGGAGUCUCCGUGACCUCUCUAGAGACCCCCCUACCUCCUGCUCACCUCCUGCUGGGUUAUUUUGCCAGCUUCAGAAUUCUCUCUUGCCUGCUCUCUGCGGGGUACUCUGUAUGCCCGCGAUGGCCCCACAGGGACCUAAGUCCUGGACCUAGUCACUGCUCCCUGAGGCUUUUUCAAGUCAAACUGGAAAGGAGUUACCAGGCAUUGCCCACGCACUGCAUCUUCCUGCUUUGUGAUUUGUUCCCUCCCACUCUGCUGCCCUGAUCGGGAACUCUGUGCCUUUUUGUGUUACCACAUGCCUUCCUCUCACUCAGAAAAACCUUUUCUCAGGAAUGGUCUGAUAAACUCAUUGGCUCUCAGGCACACUUGGCUG